AUGGCUUGGAAUAUAAGAGGGGUCGUGAACAAAGCUACAGUUCACACCCUUAAGAAUCUUGUUAAUCAGAACAGACCUAGUAUAGUCAUGCUACUUGAACCUAAGUGCAGUGGAGAUACUGCUAGUAAGGCUAUUCGAGAAAUGGGUUUCUUUUUCUCUAUUAGAGAAGAAGCUGUGGGAUUUUCAGCUUUUCAUCCAGGAAGAGGUUCUCAUAUGAUUAAGGAGAAAGUGAUGAAUGGAGAAUGGGUUCCAAUGAAAGCUGGGAGGAAUGGACCUGCUAUCUCUCACCUCCUUUUUGCCGAUGACAUUCUUCUUUUUGCCAAAGCUUCGGAGGAGCAAAUGAGAACAGUGUUGGAUGCUCUUCAUCAAUUUAGUGAGGCCUCAAUAUUGAAGGUUAGUGUGUUUAAAACAUCUAUUUAUUUUUCCAAAAGUGUGCAAAGAGGAGAAAGGGCAUAUAUUUGUGAGAUUAGUGGAUAUAAGGAGGUCCCUUACUUGGGAUGUUAUCUGAGUUCCAUGAUAACGAAUGAAAGAAAAAUCAAGAAAAAUUACAAGACAACACUUGAAAAAGCUAAGGGAAAGAUGAGGGGAUGGAAAGCACAUUGCUUAUCCUUUGUAGGUAGAAUAACUUUGGCUAAGUCUGUGAUAAGCGCAGCUAUCAACUAUAAGAUGAUGCAUGAAAAAGUCCCUAAGGGCAUAUGUUAUGAAGUGGAAAAAAUGCAAAAGCAGUUAAUAUGGGGCGAUAGUGAAGAAGGACGAAAGUUUCACGCUAUUGGCUGGAAACACAUGUGCAAGCAUUUGAAUUUGAGAGGAUUGGGUUUUCGAAACCUAAGCCUGUUGAAUGAUGCUUUUCUCAUGAAAUCGACAAAUUGUUAUGGAAGAUAA
Molecule: messenger RNA, 882 nt
Organism: Arachis duranensis
Lineage: Eukaryota; Viridiplantae; Streptophyta; Magnoliopsida; Fabales; Fabaceae
Exons: 2
Coding region: 1-882 (293 amino acids)
Source: RefSeq, a predicted model, not a curated record